This is a messenger RNA of Trypanosoma conorhini, 2247 nucleotides long. RefSeq names its product putative KU80 protein. The record is from RefSeq and is a predicted model, not a curated record. The transcript has a single exon. The coding region runs from base 1 to 2247 and encodes 748 amino acids. Gene Ontology annotation, biological process: DNA recombination; cellular response to X-ray; double-strand break repair via nonhomologous end joining. NCBI's taxonomy places the organism in Eukaryota, Euglenozoa, Kinetoplastea, Trypanosomatida, Trypanosomatidae. Gene Ontology annotation, molecular function: telomeric repeat DNA binding; double-stranded DNA binding; damaged DNA binding. Gene Ontology annotation, cellular component: nucleus; Ku70:Ku80 complex.
AUGUCGUUGCGCUCGGCGUCCGUCUUGGCGCUUGACGUAAACUGCCCUCCGGCCUCGCUGGCGUUGGCGGUGGAGUUCUGCCGCCGCUCAGCAGAGGCGGCGAUGAUGUUCGCGCCACACGACGAGAUGGCGCUGGUCCUCGCCGGCACCCGUGACUCACACAAUCCGCUGCAUCACAGCCGCGGCGGCACGGGUGGGACGCGGUUCAAUCACAUCUCCGUGCCCUGCGCCCUCGCUGCGCCGACGGUAGACUUUUUGGAGCCACUGGCGCACAUCACACCGCCGUGUGAGGGCUAUGAGGCGGACUUCUUGGAAACCCUCCUUGUGAGCGACCAGGUGAUGCGUGAGCGGACGGCAAACAAGUGCUACAGGCGUGUUGUGUUUUUGCUGACCGACGCCCACACCGAGGUGCUGCGGAAGGAGGAGAUGAAUCCACUCCUGGAAUCCUUCCAGCAACACGAGGUGGCUUUAAUCGUCAUCGGCAUUGAUUUCACUGAGCCGCCCGCCAACGCCGCCGACGCCUAUGAGCGUGACGGUGGUAAUGAGCACUUGGCGGGCCUUUCACUCAAGGCACAGAACGAGCGGGUCCUGCGCGCCAUGUGCUUUUUGCUUGGAGAGGAAAGCGCGGUGGUGUCGUUGGACGACGCCCUGCGCGGCGUGGACGAGCUCCGGCGACGAAAACUCACUCAGCGCCCCCUCCUGAGAGUCAUCCUCACCGUCGGGGAGGUGCGUUUGGCGACGCAGAUGUUCACGAAGGCGCAAGAGGAGCGGCUGCCGCCGCUGAAGCGAACGACCGCAGCGGGGGAGGAGGUAAGCAUGCGGACAAUUUUCCAGGGCCUCCGUGAGCGUGCGACGCCCUUGCAGCGAAGGGAUCUUUGGAAGGGGUACCGCUACGGUUGCAGCCUUGUCCCGUGCUCGGAGCAGGACGCGGAGGCGAUGAAAGUCAAGGGGCCCAGAGCGCUGGAUGCCCUCGGAUUUGUGCCGCUGCAGCAGGUCCCUGUCUAUGUGCUCUUGGGCGGGGUGAAGGUGAUCAUGCCGCUUGAUGACGACACGGUGGGGGCGAAGGCCUUCCGCAGCAUUGUGCAGGCGAUGAACGCGGCCGGCCGGGCGAUGGUUGUGCGCUUUGUUCGCACCCGUGACGCGGACCCCGUGCUCGGUCUUUGCGUGCCCUCAACGAAGCAGCGGCGGGAUGUCCUUUUCUUUUCGCCCCUCCCCUUCGCGGAGGAUGUGCGCUUCUUUGAAUUCUCAGACUACGCGGAAGUGCGGGACGACGACGACGACGCUGACGCCGCAGAGGAGGCGGGGCUUGUGGCUGCGAUUGUGGAGGACAUGACGGUGGAGAAGGAGGUGCUGCGACCGCGGGAAACGUUUAACCCGGUGCUUCAGCAGUACUACGCGACGCUGCGUGCAAAGCUGCGCUGCUGCUGUGACGGCGAGAGACUGGCGGCAGGAAGCGAGACGCGCGAGGCGGACGGCUUGCGGGGGGAGGCAAGUGGGGCCAACACCGCGGCUGGAGAGGUGUUGCUGCCGCUUGCGCGUGCGGUACAGGCCACCUCUGCCGCCUACGGCUUGCCGGGGAACCAGCUGGAGCCGAUGCUCUCGAGCGUGCGGGCCAAGCUAGAGGCGUGCUCCCGCAGCUUUGUGUACGUCCCAAGUAGAGCGGAUGACGUGGCGGAGGGGCGGCGGCGGCGGCGGCGGGCGUAUUGGUCCCACUCGCCUGCCGGCUCCCGCGAGGUGGAGGCGUCCGAUGCGUCCAGCCGGGACCCCUCCACCGUUGCGACGCCGUGUUUUGUCGACGGCGCCGCACGCAUCACGACCAUGGAUCCGGUUUGCUCCUUCCGGGCGGUGCUGCAGUCGCGCGGGGGCACCGAGGUCCGGCGGGCGAUGGAUGAGUUGGCGGACGCCGUCUUCAGGCUGCUUCGCUACAGCCUGAAGGACGCACAGUACGCCAAGGGUGCGGAGUGCGUCUUACUUCUCCGCCAGCACUGUCUUGAGACGGGGGAGGCGGAUUACUUCAACCGGUUUCUGCUGAAACUUAUGCUCCUCGCGAGGGAGUUGGAACACGAAGCAUUUUUGCACGGCGAGAUUGUGGCACGUGGCAUCGCCCCCAUCACGCGGCGGGAGUGCCCCAACAGCACGAUUGCUGACGAGGAGGACGCCAGGCGGUUUCUCACGCAGGACCGUCGUCUGCCCGCCCCUCUUCUGGAAGACCCCGACGAGGCGGAGGUGCUCAACAUGAUCGUCUGA